AUGGCCAGUGUUUUUGAACAACGGAAAUCCACUAAGGUUACCUUGGAUGACACAAUACCUCUGUCGUGUACGAUAGAAACCGCACAGAAGAAAGAGGAUCACAUUGAGUAUAUUAUCCGCGUACAAAGAGGCCCACUCAGGGAUCACUCAUGGCAGAUUAAAAAGCGCUACAGUGACUUUGAAAAACUUGAUUCACAGCUAAAAUUCACAAACAUUGACCUGCCACUGCCUCCAAAGAAAGUAUUUGGCAAUUUUGACAGAGAUUUUAUUGCUGAAAGACAGAAUGGUUUACAGAGUUAUUUAAAUGCCAUAGUCAGCAUUCCUGUGAUUUCCAGAAGCUUGAUUGUUAAAAAGUUUCUAGACAGUAACAAUUAUUCAUCCAAUUUCAUAGAAAUAGCCCUUCAGCACGUGUCUAUGCUCUUCCGAUCAGAACCAAAAUGGGAUGUUAUAGAGCCAUUGCCAGACUUAGGAUGGAGAAUACGAAAGCAGUAUAUUCUGGUGAAGCCACUGGCACAGCCAAAAAUGCAGCAAGUGCUUUUAUGGGUUGAGUUUGGACCUGACAUGUAUUUGCCUCUGAAGGAGCUGAGUGCUAUUGUUAACAUGCUGCCAUCCAUCAAGCAUCCAUACAUCUUCCCCACUACCUUUGCAACAGCAAAUGAAAAUGGAUGCAUGACCAUCCGUGACUUUGUUGAAAGAGGAUCUCUUCGAGACGUUAUUUGUAAAUGCAAGCCUAAAGGAACAUAUUUAAAUAAAUACUCAAAUCCCAAGACAGUUUUGCAGUUAGAUUUUGAAACAGUUAAAACUUUUGGGAGACAGAUUUUAGAAGCUCUCAAGUUCCUGCAAGAAAAAGGAUUUCCUUAUGGUCAUCUUCAUGCUGGAAAUGUCAUGGUUGUUAACAAUACCUGUCAGUUGACUGACCUAGAAAACAGCAUCAUUGGACUGCCAGGAUACUAUAGAGCUUUCUGCACAGAGUUGAAGAAAGUACAAACAUUAGAUGCUGUUGAUGUAUAUACCUUUGGACACUUGAUGUACGAAAUGGUUUUCGGUACUCAGCUGGCAACACCUACCUGUGAUAAAUUCCCUGUCUCAUGUCCGGCAGAAAUCCGAUCUGUCUUAGAGUCCAUUUUAACCACCGAGGCCUGCAAGAAUGGUUUACCAACUAUUGCCAACUUGCUGCUUCAUCCGUUAUUCUCCAGUGUUACUCUGCCAUCUUUUGUUACCCGACCAGUUCUGAAGAUUCCAAGCAAACUCAAGGAAUUUGUGAAGUCCUCCAGAGAGGAGAUUGAAAGCAGAUUAAAAAGUGAUAAGAAACUUCUGAAACAGGUGGUGAGACUGUCAAAGGCUAAGGAAUUUCAUAUGUCUGAAGAAGAAAAGAAGAAGCGGAGAAGAAUGAGGAGGAAAGAAAAUGGUGAUGUAGAACCAAGGUCACCCACAACACCUGUGACACCGACAACACCUUUUUUUUCAUCACAGUUAUCAUCGCCAGCAACACCAGCCCCAAAUG
Molecule: messenger RNA, 1504 nt
Organism: Candidula unifasciata
Lineage: Eukaryota; Metazoa; Mollusca; Gastropoda; Stylommatophora; Geomitridae
Source: the annotation of a GenBank genome assembly